This is a messenger RNA of Schistocerca serialis cubense, 846 nucleotides long. RefSeq names its product KH domain-containing protein 3-like. The transcript is spliced from 2 exons. NCBI's taxonomy places the organism in Eukaryota, Metazoa, Arthropoda, Insecta, Orthoptera, Acrididae. The record is from RefSeq and is a predicted model, not a curated record. The coding region runs from base 1 to 846 and encodes 281 amino acids.
AUGGGGCCACUUCCCAUCCAGGAACAUCUGCUGGAAGUGAAGCCACUUCUCAUCCAGGAAUAUCUGCUGGAAGUGAAGCCACUUCCCAUCCAGGAACAUCUGCUGAAAGUGAAGCCACUUCCCAUCCAGGAAUAUCUGCUGAAAGUGAAGCCACUACCCAUCCAGGAAUAUCUGCUGAAAGUGAAGCCACUACCCAUCCAGGAAUAUCUGCUGAAAGUGAAGCCACUUCCCAUCCAGGAAUAUCUGCUGAAAGUGAAGCCACUUCUCAUCCAGGAAUAUCUGCUGAAAGUGAAGCCACUUCCCAUCCAGGAAGAUCUGCUGAAAGUGAAGCCACUUCCCAUCCAGAAAUAUCUGCUGAAAGUGAAGCCACUUCCCAUCCAGGAAUAUCUGCUGAAAGUGAAGCCACUUUCCAUCCAGGAAUAUCUGCUGAAAGUGAAGCCACUUCCCAUCCAGGGAUAUCUGCUGAAAGUGAAGCCACUUCCCAUCCAGGAAUAUCUGCUGAAAGUGAAGCCACUUCCCAUCCAGGAAUAUCUGCUGAAAGUGAAGCCACUUCCCAUCCAGGAAUAUCUGCUGAAAGUGAAGCCACUUCCCAUCCAGGAAUAUCUGCUGAAAGUGAAGCCACUUCCCAUCCAGGAAUAUCUGCUGAAAGUGAAGCCACUUCCCAUCCAGGAAUAUCUGCUGAAAGUGAAGCCACUUCCCAUCCAGGAAUAUCUGCUGAAAGUGAAGCCACUUCCAAUCCAGGAAUAUCUGCUGAAAGUGAAGCCACUUCCAAUCCAGGAAUAUCUGCUGAAAGUGAAGCCACUUCUCAUCCAGGAAUAUCUGCUGAAAGUACACUACUGGCCAUGA